AUGCCAUCUGUCUCCAGUUGGAUACAACAGCGGCUCAAAGAACGAUUGACUAUGAUGUCAAACCUUCAUCUCUCGUGGACUGCGUCCAUGGCAGUCAUUUUCACUGCUCUUGCGACAAUGGCAGCCCUCCUGAUCUAUUGGAAUCAUACCAACAGCAAAGACAUCAUUCCCGUCUCCGUCAACUUUCACUUCACUCGUAAAUGCAAUAAGGAGUGUCAAUUUUGCUUCCACACUGAAAAGUCCUCUCACGUCGCCACGGAAGACGAGAUGAAGCAGGGGCUCAGGCUCCUUAAAAAGGCAGGCAUGCGGAAAAUCAAUUUCGCUGGAGGCGAGCCGUUCCUUUACCCGCAAGUGCUGGCUAUGCUCUGCCACUUCUGCAAAGAAGAGCUGGGGCUCGAAAGUGUGAGCAUCAUCACCAAUGGAACAAAGGUAACCAAGAAGUGGAUGGACAAGCAUGGACGGUCGGUGGACGUUCUAGGCGUCAGUUGCGACAGUUUCGACGAGCAAACGAACAUUGCUAUUGGUCGCGGUACCGGCAAUAACGUCAAACAGCUCUUCCAGAUACGUGAUUGGUGUCGUGAACUGGGUAUCAAGUUCAAGUUGAAUACGGUCAUCUGCGUGCACAAUUGGCAAGAAGACAUGGCAGACAUGGUACAAGAACUUGACCCCUUCCGAUGGAAGGUCUUCCAAGUCCUUUACGUCGAGGGAGAGAAUGAUUCUUCGGAUGACCAGGUCAAUGUGAAUAAGCGAAAGCGAAACGCCAAGAAGCUUCUCAUCUCGGAUGACCAGUUCAAGGCAUUCUGCGAUAAACAUCGACACCUUGCCUCAUUUGUACCUGAGCCAAACUCGGUCAUGGCUUCUAGUUACCUUCUCCUUGAUGAGUAUCUUUGCUUCCUUGACAAGGGCACCGGGCCUGAGAAGCAGUCACGGUCAAUUCUAGAGGUUGGAGUGCAGAGGGCAUUGAGCGAGGUUCACUGGGACCAGCGUGCCUUCAAUGAGCGUGGCGGUGUGUACGAUUGGACCAAAGCGGUCGAGGAAGAUGCGGAAGAGGUGUGCGGCUCUAAGGGAUUGUCGUGGUGA
Xylaria bambusicola is the source of this 1080-nucleotide messenger RNA. RefSeq lists its product as uncharacterized. The coding region runs from base 1 to 1080 and encodes 359 amino acids. The transcript is spliced from 2 exons. The record is from RefSeq and is a predicted model, not a curated record. Lineage: Eukaryota; Fungi; Ascomycota; Sordariomycetes; Xylariales; Xylariaceae. Gene Ontology annotation, molecular function: catalytic activity; 4 iron, 4 sulfur cluster binding.